AUGUUCCAGCCCUUGUCUGGAGAUAAAGCUCUUGCCCACAAAGAACCCUUCCUCCCCGCGUCAAGGUUGUUACGGGUCGUACCUACAACGUAUCAGGAGGAUCCCAUAUACAACAUCCAGCAGCAACAUGGUCACCCCUUUCGUGUGGUCCCGGCAGCUAGUGCCAGAAUCCGUUAUUCACGAUUGAAUUCUUACAGUGGUCUCCCAACUACAGUUGCCAGUCUGGAUUUCGAAGUGACUCCCUUUUUGAACUGCGAGGUCUGCUUUGAUAAAGCGGAUGUCAAAUUGUCCGAGGGCACGCUCGAGCCUUUAUCGGCCGUGCAAGGUCUUGAGCUUCCCAUAAUCUGUCGGCCUCGAGACGACGUGACCCUGAUGUAUAAACUUACCCCUGAAUAUGGUCCCGAGACCAACCCGUCAUCGACUGCCAUGAUGAGUAUGCUGGACAUCUCGCUAGGAGCAGUCAUUGUUCUGUCCGAAGAUUGCAAGCCUCGCAUUACGAUGCAAUGGCGGACCAAUGUGGAUUUUUCGUUGCCUCUGAACCCUACUUUCGGCGGCCCCAGCCAGGCGCUUCAAAGAAGCAAUCGUCCUACCAGCCUAUCUAUGCCCCAGGGUCAUGCUCAAACCGGGUCGCUUCUGAAUAACCGGCCGUCUCUACGAGAACGAGCUUAUUCGGUCACCGAUGUGGGAGUUACCAUCUCCUUCUCCGGUCCUUCUCGGGUGCAAGUUGGAUCGCCUUUCUCUUGGGACGUGUUUAUUGUAAAUCGUUCCAACAUACCGCGUAAAUUCGCUUUGAUUGCGAUUCCUCGACGCAAACGUGUGGAUCCGCGGGGCCAUAUGGCUCGUCCCUCGUCAUCAUCCAUCUCGAGCCGGAAGGAGGAUCAUGUGGCGGAGGCCGUGACGGACGACAAUAUCGUGCACGCGAUGCAAAAGAGCGUUGCUGGGCAGGAGGCUGAAUUGAUCAGUUUGAGCACUGACAUUCGUGUUGGGUGA
This is a messenger RNA of Penicillium cataractarum, 990 nucleotides long. RefSeq names its product TRAPP trafficking subunit Trs65 domain-containing protein. The record is from RefSeq and is a predicted model, not a curated record. NCBI's taxonomy places the organism in Eukaryota, Fungi, Ascomycota, Eurotiomycetes, Eurotiales, Aspergillaceae. The transcript has a single exon. Gene Ontology annotation, biological process: intra-Golgi vesicle-mediated transport. The coding region runs from base 1 to 990 and encodes 329 amino acids. Gene Ontology annotation, cellular component: TRAPPII protein complex; trans-Golgi network.